CCACGACAUCCCACCAGCCAGCUAUCAUGCCCAAAUCCCGCCGCGCCGUGAUUCAGCCAGAGCCCAUCGCCAAGGGCUAUUCGUUGAUGCGAGGGCGUCGCCUCGACACCUAUUCGAGCUGCUUCAAUAGUGACAUCGAAUAUCGACCAGAAUGCUUCCCACCUCCAGUCCUUACCAAUGUUUCGGAGAUCUCGUUUGGAAGGUACACGCCACCAGGGACAAGCAGCCCAGUGGAUGUUGUCAUCAAGCGCCCCCUGUAUCCCGGGUGCCAGGCCAUCGCUGAUCCCGAAUGCGUUGUUGAGGAUUGCCGCCAGCGUUUCGUCAACGGAUACUACGUCUGGGUGAAACUCUCGAACCAGAAAACCCGAGACUCACCCUCGUAUCACGAGAGAAUCCUUCCGAUGAUGGCUCAGUUGAUCCAGCGGAACUGCGACGACAGCGAGCUCAAAAUCGUCACUCGACUGUAUUAUAAUGGAAGCAUGAUCAACUAUUUCGUUCGACACUGGAAAGGUAUUGCAGCCACGAAAACCGAGCACGAGCAACUCCGGAUGACCACCCGCAUGAUGCUGGAUGUUGCCCUGGGCAUCCGACACAUGCAUACCCGAGGGAUCAUCCACGCCAAUAUCAGCGCGGAACACGUCAUCGUAACCGAUGACCACCGCUGCCUCUUGACCGGGUUCGGAAGUUCCUUUGAAGAAAGGCGCAACGCUGCCAGAAAACGAUAUCCCCCUUCAACUCCCCCAUUGUCAUUUGACUUGGGGGAGUCCAUCGCGCAGCAAUGGGCAACAAAGGCAACCGACGUUUGGGACUUUGGAAUGCUGUGCACCGUGAUUUCAAAUCAUACUGGCGACCUUUAUUUCGUCAUUCCCGUCGUAGCAUAUGAUACCCUUGCCAAGAUAUUCGAUGGCUUCACCAACCCUAGCAUCCCUCCUGACAUGAAGCCGAAAUUCAACUUCAAUCCACGCAUGCCAAAGCCUCUCGUGGACCUGCUUCGUGGAUGUCUGGAUUUCGAGGCAAGUAAUCGUCCCAAGAUCAAAGAUGUCGUUGAACAACUUGAAUCCAUCCUCGAGAAAAUCGAAAAUGGCGAGCUAACAUUGUUGCCUAUCGACGAUGGCACUCCUACCGAGGGAGGUGUUGAUUCCCUCAACCUCAACACUGUUGAUCCCCAAGCUACAGAGCAUCCCCCUCAACAUAAAAUGAUGUCCCACAGUCCCCCCAUCACGGACAAGGCGCCCAACAGAUGCAUCAUGCCCCCUCGACAGGAGGAUACUUCAUGCAUCAUGAAGGGAAACUCGAUGGCAUCGGGAUUUGACGAGCCUCCCGACCCGGACGAGCAGCCCAUGGAUAUCGAUACAGACAGUUCCGAUGAUACAAUUGACUACGCCCUCGCGCCGUGCACCCAGAAAACUCACUCGAGGGCCACCCACGCGGACAAUGGAUCAAUGAUUACCAAAGUACCUCGAACCACACAAGCAGCUCGUAUUGAGCCGAAUGUUGCGGAGACAAAGUCAGUCGAUCCACCACCAGCCCAUGCCUCGACUCGGAGCGGCAUUCAGGUUGACUCAACCGCACCGGAUGGCAAUCGUCCCGAAUAUGUCGAUACUCCAAUCAACGUUGUUGGUGAGAUCGGAGAAGGAACGUUGCCCGAGAUCGGCAAAGAAGCAGUCAGCACCGACAUUGAUCGUGCAGACGACGCUGAGAAAGUACCGACUGCCCAGCAGAUUGCUGUUGCGACUCUGACGCUCUCAGGGGAGCUCAUACCUUCUUCUGAUCCCGCUGCUGCAUCUCGUGAGGAGGCUGAAACAUCAGAGUAUAUACCAACUCCAAAAGAAGUGAAAGACCUCUACGACAACGAUCCAGACACACUUCUUCGAAAUGUCACGGCAUUUUUGAAUCGCCGUCCGAAACUGGACCAUUCACUCUGGAGUCGCCUGACCAAUAAAGUGCUGGGUCGGUAUCAGGUAAUUGAGAGAGAUUGCAAAGUUAGUGGCACCACAGGUGCCAACACGACAGGCGACGUCAAGUGCUUUAUUGCGCUUUUCUGGAUGAAAAUGAUCGGCAAUUCUUUCGAAUGUAGUGAAAAAUCCCCUUUCAAUAUGCUGAAGCGAUGGUCCGGUUCAGUUUCAUGCGUUCAACGUUUAACGACUCAAAAUACCCACCUGAAGAUGCUGGUCAUCGUGAGUCGCCUUAUUUAUCGAUGGUGCAUGUAUGCACUUCCUUCAACUCCACCUUCAUUAUGGAAUGAGGUUGAGGUUGAAGGAGCUGAAGUCAAAGCAAACAUCAGCGCCGUGUCGCCCGACAUCUUGAAGCUCCUCUUCGACUGGGCACGAUUGGCAUCCAGCUAUCAUUGGUUUGGAAAGUUCUUCGCUGCAAUAUGUUGCAUGCAAGGGACCGGGACGGCAAUGAACAACGAAAUGGCGGUCGCUCUUCUCAAUGACCUGUUUCAGAGCAACGAAUCAAGCGACAUGAGACGCACGGCCGCUGCCACCCAACUUGCUUUGUACCACUACAAUACCGCAAUCCAGACUCCAAACAAAGCUGGACAUAGCGACAUGUUUCGUACCGCGAUACAGUUUCUGGAAUUCUCGUCGAGCCGUGAUGAUAUUCUGGCAACCUUUGUAUUGGGAAAGUGCUAUUACCUUGGCCAAGGCGUUCCUUUCGAUCGUGACCGAGCCACAGCUCUGCUUUCUCGAGACAAAAUGUUGCAGUACCCACCCGCGAAAGCAUUACUGGACUCUUUUGGAGAAGUCAAGUCGUACAGAUAUGUCUACAAUCACCGGACGCAACUAAGCUACUUCGAAUUAUGCCAGCAACCUUAUGCCGACCCCAGUUCACACUUAUACCACGGAGGAUUCCAUGAUGCCCCACCACCUUAUUACCAUGGCGGCUUGUAGUCACGGGCUUGACUGUGCAGUCCAUGCGGUCAAACACAACUAGUUCAGGGCAAGACAGACCGCCCCUUUCUCUGGCUUCACCGACCCAAGCCCCAUGAUCAUCUGUUGGCUGCUGUGGGCAGGCUGUGCGAUUUUUUCCAGUCCUGGUUGGCAGCAUCUUUGUGUUCGUUGAUUCGGGAAGCAUCGUCUUGAAUACACCGGGCACAAGUGGCGGCGAUCGA
This is a messenger RNA of Polychytrium aggregatum, 3115 nucleotides long. RefSeq lists its product as uncharacterized. The transcript is spliced from 7 exons. The record is from RefSeq and is a predicted model, not a curated record. Gene Ontology annotation, molecular function: ATP binding; protein kinase activity; protein binding. The coding region runs from base 27 to 2894 and encodes 955 amino acids. Gene Ontology annotation, biological process: protein phosphorylation. Lineage: Eukaryota; Fungi; Chytridiomycota; Chytridiomycetes; Polychytriales.